CGUCACUGUCUCGACGCACAUUGCUCGUAGUUUCUUGAGCUGUUAGCUGCGAGUUAUUCACAUUUUGUCAUGGCAAAUGGAUGUCAAGACGUGCUGUUUACACGCGGAACUGGACAAAGUGAUGAUUCGGAUAUAUGGGACGAUACAGCACUGAUAAAAGCUUAUGACAAGGCAGUUGCAUCAUUCAAGACUGCUCUUAAGAGUGAAGACGAGCCACAAGCCUCCAAGAAAACCCAUCCUGGAAAGAAAAGGAAGAAUAAUAAAAAGAACCAGAGCAGAAAAAGAACUAAUGCACCUCCAGAUAAAGAGUGGCAGGUUGGGGACUCAUGCAGCGCUUACUGGUCAGAGGAUGGCCAGCUGUAUGCCGCCACCAUCUCCUCCAUAGAUGAAACAAAGGGCACUUGUAUAGUUGUAUAUACAGGCUAUGGCAACGAGGAGGAGCAAAAUCUUGAAGACUUAUGUUCACAGAUUUCUGAAGCUGAUGAAGAAACAAAUGUGCAGAUAAACAAAGAUGAAUCGUCAACAGAAGAGAGUGACAGGUCAACCACACCAAACCAACAAAAACGACAGCCACACAGUAAAUCUCAAAAGUCCAAGACUCACAAAGAACAUCCUCCUAUGUGGACUCCUGGCUUUCCUGGAUUUCCCCCAGGCCCACCUCCCAUGGCAGCUUUCAGACAAGGAAGAAGCAAACGAUCAAGUGGUCACGGACAUGUACCUCCUCCUUGGCCUCCCAUGAUGCCUUUUGGGCCACCAAUGAUUCCGCCACCACCACCAAUGAGCCCUGACAUGGUCGAUGAUGAGGCGUUGGGCAGCGUCCUCAUCUCCUGGUACAUGAGUGGAUACCACACAGGAUAUUACUUGGGAUUAAAACAAGGACGCAAAGAGGCAGCCAACUGGACAAAAGUGCACCACAAAUGAAAUUACAGAGAAAACAUUCUGAUUUUUGUUGCUGCUGUCGUUGACUGGAGCGGCAGCCGCCCUCCUUGUUGUGCCUGGUGUGUCCUCCUCGUUUCAGAAGGAAAUGUUAUAAAUAAAAUGUAUAUGAUUUGAGAAGAUCGGUGAUCAUUUUGAAAGAGGAGAGUUUUAUAUUCUUUGUAAAUAGAUGAAUAAAAGCGAUCUGAGCACA
Messenger RNA from Sphaeramia orbicularis (orbiculate cardinalfish), 1129 nucleotides. It is a transcript of the gene smn1, whose product is annotated as survival of motor neuron 1, telomeric. Bases 70 to 921 code for a protein of 283 amino acids. The record is from RefSeq and is a predicted model, not a curated record. Gene Ontology annotation, biological process: mRNA processing. Gene Ontology annotation, molecular function: RNA binding. Gene Ontology annotation, cellular component: cytoplasm; nucleus. The transcript has 8 exons. NCBI's taxonomy places the organism in Eukaryota, Metazoa, Chordata, Actinopteri, Kurtiformes, Apogonidae.